AUGAACCUGACGAUAGAGUCAAUCCCUCGCUCUCCCACUCUUCACAUCACCUCCCCAUCCACUUCACAACUAUCCGAUGAUUACACAAUUGAAACUCGCAUUCUGAUGACGAUGAUCUUCACAUCAUUGUCGAUUAUCGGAGUUGUCGGUAAUGCGAUGGUGGUGCUCGUUGUGACAACAGUGAAAGGAAUGGCAAGCACCACCAAUUGCUACCUCGUCUCACUGGCGAUAGCUGACUCCACAUUUUUCGUCGCCACUCUCCCAAGCGAGUUGAUGUUUUUGCAUGGCGAUGGCGGCUGGUACCUGUUCGGCUCAAUCGGUUGCUCAUUUUUCACCUCUUUACCGUAUUUCGCGUUGACUUCGUCCGUUCUUUCCAUCACUGCUUUCACCGUUGAGCGAUAUUUAGGCAUUUGCUAUCCAUACAAGCAAUUAACGUGGUGCUCAGUGGCCAGAGCAAAAACGAUAAUCAAAGGGAUUUGGCUAUUCUCAUUGCUUUACAACGCUCCAUGGAUUUACCUGGCAACAAUUAUGAAUGAGGAAGAUGGUUUGAAAAUUUGCACUUUCGCUCUCGACAGGGAUAAUUGGUCCUACAAAGCAAUCUACCUCUUCGACUUCUUCUCAUUCUACGCAAUUCCGAUGUUGCUGAAUAUCGUUAUUUACGUGAAAAUCGCUAUUCAAAUCUCGCGAUGUGGCACAAAAAUGAAACACACGAUGAAUAAGAGUUUAAACAACAACAGCAGUCCGACAAAAUCCGAGAGUAGUCAGGAUUUCCACGUUUCCGGCAGUGCUCGGCAGCAAAAAGGGAGAAAUUCGGUGGUGAAAAUGUUGGCGAUCGUCGUGUUAGUGUUCGCUGUUUGUUGGCUUCCUUAUAAAGCGAUGGUUAUGCACAACUCGUUCUCGCACGUCGGCAACAAAUGGGAUUCAGAAGCUUACAUCUUUAUCGCAAAGACGUUGGUUUUCAUCAAUUGUGCGAUAAAUCCAAUCCUUUACAAUGUGAUGUCAAAGAAAUUUCGUGGCGCAUUUGCUCAGCUGUUGAAAGGACGCCGACCGACACGUACAUACAAUUCACCGAAGACGGGCACGUCAUUCUUAGCUCCUCGGCCAGCCUCCUCGCAAGAUCGGCGCCCAAGUGGCGAUGAAGAGAGAUCAUUGAUGGGAUCAAGAGAAAGAUUUCUCGAUGAACAACCACCGAACAGUCCCUUAACACACUCAGCUACCAAUCCCGCAAGAAAACACUCUCAGAAUGGUCAUAAGAACUCUGUGCGCUUCUCGCCGCGUACACAACUCGGCUCACCGCUUGUCUCUGAUGGAAUCAUUGUUGAGUUG
Messenger RNA from Mesorhabditis belari, 1326 nucleotides. The record is from the annotation of a GenBank genome assembly. Lineage: Eukaryota; Metazoa; Nematoda; Chromadorea; Rhabditida; Rhabditidae.